This is a messenger RNA of Solanum stenotomum, 567 nucleotides long. Its product is annotated as protein RADIALIS-like 6. Gene Ontology annotation, molecular function: DNA-binding transcription factor activity. NCBI's taxonomy places the organism in Eukaryota, Viridiplantae, Streptophyta, Magnoliopsida, Solanales, Solanaceae. The transcript is spliced from 2 exons. The record is from RefSeq and is a predicted model, not a curated record. Bases 181 to 456 code for a protein of 91 amino acids.
UCUCCUAAAAGAAAAAUAUUCGCCAACUUGCUACAACUCAACGCCUUCUUCUCCAUCUUAUAAGGAGCUAACUUAGCAUUAUGUUCCCUAUACAAUUCACUUGAGCUAGCACUCGGCUUUAGGUGAAGUAGCUCUGCACUUCUCUCCAGAGCUACUUCUCGUUUAACUUGUAAUUCUUUAAUGGCCUCGUGGACUUCAAGGCAAAACAAGAAGUUCGAAGAGGCUUUGGCGUUAUAUGACAGAGACACACCUGAUCGUUGGCAUAACAUUGCAAGGUGUGUAGGUGGAAAAUCAGCUGCAGAAGUGAAGAGGCAUUAUGCAGUGCUUGUGAAGGAUAUCAUGCAAAUAGAAAAUGGUCAAGUACCUUUACCAAAUUACAAAGCCACGGCUGAAACCAAUAACAGAUCAGGUUAUGCCAAUGAACAUAGGCUUCUGAAGAACCUGAAGUUACAGUGAGAACAAAUUUCGCGGCCAUGCUGAAUAACAUCACAAAUUCUCUGCUUUAUUGCAAAUGCAAAAGGCAUAAAUUGUGAAUUCAUGUCUAAGUUUUUGAAGUAAGCAAAAUGU